AUGUAUCGCCUACGUGAAACAUCUUCAGUGUCGGCCUUGGGCGUCAUUGCCAACCCUGCGAACAUAUUCAAGGAUCCAUCUUUCCAGGUCUCGAUUCCCUACCGAAAGCCGCAACAAACUGGAGAGACCCUGGUAGGUGGGCCAUAUGGAUCCAAGGCGUGCACCAAGGAUGACAAGGGAAAAGUCUGCCUACGUUGUUGGAGAUGGUCGCUAACGGGCGUGCGAGAUACUCGGAAAUUGGUGGAGGGCUCAGGCGGACAUCAAAACAGUCUCCUAGGCAAGCAUUGGGGAUAUCCUGCCGAGAUGCUGGAUGCGGACUGUCCAAUGUGCAGACUGUUUGGCAUGCACUCGGAGGACUUUCAAUCGAUCAACGGCCCAAUGCAGGGUCGUCGUUACGACCUGCGAGAGCUGACCUUUACUGUCAAGCUGCCUCAAUCACGCAGCUCCGGACACUUAGCAACAACGGCGAAGUUCUGGUACCUCGUUCCUUCAUCUGCGCCACGUUCUAACUUUGCACAACUAGCCGGCUCUGGUUCCUGUAUCGGCCUCGCAGAUGGCCGAGACGGGAGCGCCGCAUCACCCUCCGACCAUUUGAUGCCGGUGCUCAUUGAUCCCAACACCAUCAACUACAACACCAUAGAGACAUGGCUUGCUCUUUGUGAUAGGAACCACCGAGGAACUUGCGACUUUCUGCCCACAGAGACCGUGCCCCAUCUUCGUCUGAUUGACUGUCUGGCACUACCUCCAAAACUUGUAGAUGCCAUGCCGCGUCGGAAGUACGCUGCGUUGAGCUACGUAUGGGGGCGUGGAGGCGUCAAAGAGCAACUCGAAGGAGACACCGUCGUGUGGCGACUGCUCCCGCAGACCAUCCGUGACGCCAUGACGGUCACCCGGAAACUCGGCCUACGCUACCUCUGGGUCGACAGAUAUUGCAUACCGCCGCCACUCUUGCAAGAGCAAAUCAGUAAGAUGGAUGUCAUCUACAGCGGUGCCGAACUUGUCAUCGUCGCGGCCGCCGGUGGUGACAUCGAGUACGGCCUUCCAGGUGUAGGCGCCAGGAAACGGACCCAACAACCGUACGCGACUGUCGGAAAAGACGUGUUCGCGUCUACACUAACCGACUUCGACUCGAUGAUGCACACCUGUUCAUGGUGGAAGCGUGCCUGGUGCUUCCAGGAAGCCUUGUUGUCUCGCCGCCGGCUCAUCUUCACCGACGAAAAGGUCUACUUUCUGUGCCGCAACAUGCUGUGCGUCGAAACCCUGAGCAUACCUUUCGAGGACCCCUCGCACCGACCUCGCACGAGGAUGGACUCCUCUACGGGGUUCUUUGACUGGCUCGUCACCGGAGGUUCAUCCCGCGAGAACCCAGACCAGAUACGGGCCAUUCUCUCAGCAUACUCCGGCAAGGGCAUGAGCUUCGAAUCCGAUGGCCUCAAUGCCAUUGCGGGCGUGUUGCGAGCCUUCGCAAGAGUAGAUAAAAGGGGACUGGAAUUUCGCAGCUACGGAGGUCUCGCUAUCACGGGACCUCCCACCACCAAUUCCUUCGUAUCCGCACUCCUGUGGGCUCAUUGGAUACCCAGGGGCAGGAGACCGGGCGGGUUCCCAAGUUGGUCCUGGGUCGGCUGGACGGGAAGUUUUCGCGCCAGCUCCAUCUCCAGAGAAGUCGACCACGAGAUGGAAGCCCUCCUGUUGGAGGGAGACGGCACGACGACCGUCAGUUGGGAGGGCUUUGUGGCUCGCAGUCGACCUGACGACGGCAUUUUCCCGCUGUCGCUAUACAUACGACUACACGCGCUGACCUGCAUGGUGCAAGUGUGCUAUCGUCCCUCUGCGGGAAAGGAUCAGAGAUACGUCGUACCCGUGCAGCGACUUCCUGGAGGCAAGGUACGCUACGCAACUGUGUCUCUUGGGUACGCUUGCUCCGACACAGGUGGACUGGACGACGACGACCUUCAUGUGGCCCUUGUUCAACGGCCCCAGAAAUGCGUGCUGCUCGUGCCUCACGAUGACGCGCGGAAGCUGUCUGGCAUUGCGCUUCUCGUGCGCAAGGUAGGAGAUGAGCACUAUGAACGCACGGGAAUGUUCCAGUUCGAGUAUUUCGGUAAUGUUUAUGAUGAAAUGGGCAAUUACGACAGCUUCUUGUUGAGCACUGAUGAAAGAGCGGCCGUUGAAGGGUUCGAUUUUCAAAGGGAGUGGAUAUGUUUGGGCUAG
Messenger RNA from Exophiala spinifera, 2211 nucleotides. RefSeq lists its product as uncharacterized. Lineage: Eukaryota; Fungi; Ascomycota; Eurotiomycetes; Chaetothyriales; Herpotrichiellaceae. Bases 1 to 2211 code for a protein of 736 amino acids. The transcript has a single exon. The record is from RefSeq and is a predicted model, not a curated record.